Molecule: messenger RNA, 480 nt
Organism: Dermacentor silvarum
Lineage: Eukaryota; Metazoa; Arthropoda; Arachnida; Ixodida; Ixodidae
Exons: 5
Coding region: 49-480 (143 amino acids)
Source: RefSeq, a predicted model, not a curated record
UACCACGGGUUAACGAAAAGAGCAAGACGUUGUGUUGACUCCCUUGUCAUGACGAUUCUCGGAUUACUAGACGGCGCUCGAUCGAGGGACGUGCUCGUCGGUGGCAUUCUACUAGCACUCCUGUUGGCCGGGACAAGCGAUGCCAACGAAGGCUGCGGCAACACACCAGAUGACAGCCAAAUGAUGUCUGUUCUGAAGCAAGCGGCCGACAUGUUCAUGCCCUGCAUAGAAGGCCUCUACCACACGCCCAUUCAUGGCAGCAUUCUUGAGGAGGCCGUUCAAGGUAUAUGCAGGAACUUCGACAAGUGCAGUGAGCUAGGCGAAAGCUGGGGUGCUUGCUUCGUAGAGACGACCGCAGAGUUUUUGGCAACAGUAAAGGACUUCCCGUAUGAGCCAAAUACGAUGGCACAGAAGAGUGUGGUGAGUGUGGAAAUUUUUACAUUAUGCAACGCAUUAGGUUCAAAAGCGACGUGUGCGUAG